AUGGAGAUCUCCACUGUCGUGACCUCUGCCAGUACCGAGAACCUAAGCUCUGAGACGUCAUCAGGUGAGAGUACCACUGUCUCUUUUAGUUCUAGAGGACCGGAAGCAAGCUCGAGCAGCACCAGUCAAACCACAGCAGAGACAGAGUCCACAGAAAUAUCCACCCAACAACAGACCUCGCCCGCGACAAGCGUUUCAACGCCGGAAUCUUCAACCUCGCCUUCUUUGACUACAUCGACGACUUCAUCAACUCCCUCUGCAAGCCCAAGAAAUAUCCAAGUUCUUGAUGGCUAUGACUUUGUCGCCUGUCUGCGAUCCGAUGAGGGAUUUCCAACCUUUACAGAGGUAGCAAGCCAGGCCAAUAUGACCACAGAGAUCUGUGUUGAUUUAUCUGCUGGAAGCAUUUAUGUCGGUGUUUAUGAAGAGACUUGCUACAAGGCCGAUUCCCUCGAUGGAUCUGAAAUCGUUGAGGAUGACCGCUGUGGCCUCCGGUGUCCUGGUGAUCCCACUCUAUUUUGUGGAGGCACUACUGGUGGUUCAGGCGGUCUCCGCUUCUUCCUCUUCCUCCGCUUCCAGUUCUUUUUCCUCCUCCUCCUCCUCUUCUCCCCCCUCUUCGGGGGCUUCACAGGCCUCAGGAAAACGGGUUUUUUCAUCAACAUCCGCGUCAACUGCUCAGAUAAGCUACACGCGAUCAGUCUCCUCUUCUUCAAUAUCCUCUCCAGCGACUUCAGCAUCAUCAACUGGCCUAUCCGGACCAUUCACGUCACUAAGGGUGUCACAUACACAGAGAUUGUCAUCGCAGAGACAGUAACCACUGUAACAUAUGUCACUAUUGACCCAAGUCAGCCAGAGGUUCUUAUCAGUACUUGUAUACCGGUAACGCUGCAAUAUACUCCCUGCAACUGUGACCACCAAGAAUAUCCGCCAGUAGAUAUGACCACCAUUAUUUCGUCUUGCGACGCCUGUGGCUAUCAGGGGCAGAAUGUCGUCACCAUGGUGGUUCCAGUUGCUGCUUGCGAGACUGGUAGUGGAACCUACAACCCUUCCGGUUUGAUCGAGGAUGAGGCUUGGAACCACAGAUAUCCUGAUCAAAUUGAAGGCCAUCAGAUUUACACUGGCAAUGAUGCAGACGCCAAGUCCCAAUCUCAGCCUACACAAGGAGAACAGAACGGCCAGGGACCGGAUUACGAGAAUGGAUCUGAUAUUGAAGCCGCAACUGAAGGAUCAGGAGGCGAAGCGGAGAACAAACAGCCCGUACCCCCCCAGUCGACACAAGGGAGGGGGAAUGGCAAGGAACCGGACUAUAAGAACGGACCCUUGAGUACCAAGGCCGCAUCUCAGGGACCAGAAGAAAAGGAACGACAAGGAAAGACAGCCAACCCCCUGCCGACACAAGACCAACAGAACACCGAUCGACCAGGUGAUGAGAAAGACCAAUCAUCAUUUGCAGUCCAAACUUCGGCAGAGGAUAAUACCAAGAACGGACCCAUUGUGUCGGCCUCCCAACCCAGUAGCGCACUGAAUCCUUCCAAGUCCUUGCCUCCACAGGAUCAGCAAUUUUCUUCUGACAGCUUCCCAAUCGAGACAAGCGUUGUGCCAGCGCCAGCACCCGACACUUCUACUAGUCCUUCUCAAUUAGUUACUGUUCACGGGCAUCACCCAGCUGUCUCAACGACAUUUGCUACUGAGGUAGGCGUCACUAAAGAGGCUGAGGCACCCGAUUCGACAUAUAGCUUCAGUCCUUUGGGAUCUGGGGAGUCUUCAUCCAUUCCAUCGUUGAUUCCUUCAUCAAAAGCAUGCAGAAAUCAGGUCAUGUACUGGAGUGUGAUGGUUGUUAUGGUCGGAGUGGUGCUGGUAUUUUAA
Messenger RNA from Fusarium proliferatum ET1, 1863 nucleotides. RefSeq lists its product as uncharacterized. The record is from RefSeq and is a predicted model, not a curated record. The transcript has 4 exons. Bases 1 to 1863 code for a protein of 620 amino acids. Lineage: Eukaryota; Fungi; Ascomycota; Sordariomycetes; Hypocreales; Nectriaceae.